Raphanus sativus (radish) is the source of this 5657-nucleotide messenger RNA. RefSeq lists its product as uncharacterized. NCBI's taxonomy places the organism in Eukaryota, Viridiplantae, Streptophyta, Magnoliopsida, Brassicales, Brassicaceae. The transcript is spliced from 2 exons. The coding region runs from base 2473 to 3306 and encodes 277 amino acids. The record is from RefSeq and is a predicted model, not a curated record. Gene Ontology annotation, molecular function: zinc ion binding; nucleic acid binding.
ACUUCAUCUUCUGAUGCUUCAUCUCUGGUUCCGCCAAGCUUUACUUCAAACUGUGUUUUUAAGCAAUUCACACAUUAACUGAUGAUACCUUGGGCAUUUGACGAGAGUAUUGUCCCAUAUUCUGAAAACAAAAGGACCUAUUUCCUCUUUGAUUGGUGUUUCUUCAGUCGUACUGGUCAGUAAUAAUGUUGAGUCGCUCUUGUAGUUGAGGCGAUAAUUGUUGCUUAAAUAGAGGAUUUUUCUGAGCUUUCCGAUUGUUAAUUCGGUAUCUACUCGAAUCCUGUCUUCAUUGGUGUAUUCGAUGUUUUCAGGAUCGUCUGUUGUUGGAUAUUUUCCAUUACUUAUUCCCAUAAUAAUUACUUUUGAUGCGGGACAGCUAACUCCUGUUUCUCCUAUCUCGGUUACUUGGAAUUCCGGGUUUUCAAGAUAAAUAUUUUUUUUUUGCGAAUUCAAUACUAUGCGUGGAUGAAGAUAAGGCGUAUCCAACAGCAUAUGUAAUUGAUAACGGAUGAUCUCCGUCUUCCAAAAGAUCAUGUCGUUGAAAAUCGUAGAUAAUUCCAAUAGAAUUAUUAAGGUUUUUUGUUGUUAAUGGUAUGCCAUAUUGGCAAACCACGUUAAAUUUAACAACUGAAUGUUUUAAAUUACUAUAUACUAUUCCGAUCAUUUUGUCAUUUUCGUCUUUGUCAGUUACCACUAAUCUAAUUGGAGAAUCGAUAUUCUUUUUAAAUGUUGACCUUACUAUUAUUUGACUUCUUACUAUGUGUAUAUAUGAUAUUUUUUCUUGAUGACUUGGUUUCAUUUUACUUAUCUUUUAGUUUAUAGCUUCAGAUGAAAUUACUGGUAAUGUAAAUUCUCAGCGAGUUGAUUCAAUUGGUAAAGGAAAUUCUCGUAUAAAUUUUCCAAAGUACAAUACAUUUUUUUAUUUUUUAAUAUUUCUGAUAACCUAAUUCUACGUACGUCUUGAUCAUUCUUUAACGGUAUCUUCUAUUUUUUGUAUUUAUAGUUCUACAGGGCAUUCACGAGUGAAGCGUGAAUCGUCUCCAUGGUUUUAUCCUGGGACUCUAUAUUCGUACAGUCCCGUCUCACUACGGAGCGAAUAUAAAAAGUUAAGGAAAGAGAUAUCAUAUCUCGACUCCAUGAUCGUUUAUGAAAACGUUUUCCAUUUCGGUUUCAUUUCGCUUAUUCAAUCGUUUCUUUCCUUAACAUCUCGCAUUUAUUAUAUCGUUUAUUUGAUUCGGUUUCCCGGCUUCUACAAUCUUAACUCUUUAUCGCUUUAUAUCUAAAGCUUUUAAUCGAGUUGAAUACGAUUUAUAAAACGGAUUUUUUUCAAGGAUUUGAAAACGGUUCUUCAAACGAUUUUGCGAUUUGCUCUGUAGCACUUCCGCGAAACGUUUCUUACUUAUCUCAAAACGGUUUGCAUUUUUCUCUCUAGCACUACUGUAACGUUUUUGAUCUACGUUUUUUGUUUUAUUGAAACGAUGUUUGCGAUUAGAUAUUUGCUUAUCCGCGAAGCGUUUCUUAUUUCUUCUUUAAACGGGUUUGCGGUUUGCUUAUAGCACCAUCCGCGAAACGUUUAACAUACAUUGUUAUUCAAAACGUUUUGUGUUCGAAUCGUUUCCACGAACACUUCAUAAAGCGAGUUUGUGAAACGAUCUAAAGUCUACACCAACGGUUUCUGCAAAUGCUUUAAGCGAGUUUGCAAAACGUUUUUGCAGACUUAAAUCGAUAUGAUUUGGUUCAGACACCAAAAAUGACAAUCGAUUUAGACUAUUAUUUUAUUUUUAUUUUUUAUUUAAAGUAAUAAUCUGUUAUUUGUUGAUUGGAGUACUGAUCCACUUUAUUGUUUUCUUAACAGAAACAAAAAAAUGACGGAUGCAAACAACACCCCCAUUGACACCACCAUCAAUCAAACUCCACUCAACAUGUCAGCAUCUGAUGCAACUGUGACAACUGUUGGAACCAUUGCGGACACAACAUCAACAUCUGCUCCAUUGGCAAAUGUUACCGAUGAUACCACACGCCGUAGCCUUUUCGGUGCUGGUCUUUAUCAAACUGGUUCAGCUACAGGAACCUCAAGUGGUCCGGUUGUGGUUACAACUCCUCCGUCUGUGCCGAGUGUGUUCACUCAAGGACUGAUGCCAGAAAAGUUUGAUGGCAAAGGCUUCAAAACGUGGCAGAAGAAGAUGAUGUUCUUCCUAAAAACGAUGAAGCUGGACAAGUUCAUCCAGGAGGAUAAGUCCCUUGUCCCUUACGCGGAUUGAUGAUGUGCACACUCUCGCAAGUGUUGAAAUUUGGGUGCAUUCUGACUUUGUCUGCAAAGGCUACAUUUUGGGUCGCCUCAUUGACCCAUUGUAACGUGUCUACUUUGACAUUCCAACGGCGAAGGAGCUAUGGAGAUCACUUGACAAGAAGUACAGAGGUGAGGACGUUGGCUGCCAGAAGUAUGUGGUUGCAAAAUUCCAUGACUUCAAAAUGGUGGAUUCAAAACCCAUCAUGGAUCAGGUGGAAGCGUUUCAGCUCAUUUGCCAUGAAAUCGCUGCUGAAGGGAUGUCCAUCUACGAGACAUUCACAACUCUCAGCUUCAUUGAAAAUCUUCCUCCAAGCUAUGCAGAUUUCAAGAACUACCUGAAGCACAAGAAGAAGAAGAUGGUCCUUGAGGAGCUUAUCAUGAGGCUUCAGAUGGAAUCCAGGAACCGAAUUGCUGACAAGAUCAAUGCUAAGGAGCAUAGUUUCAACAUGGCUGAGCACAAAGGCAAAGGAAAGGCACACGUCCGUUCUCCUGCAAAGCUUUCCAAAACUGCUGAAGCACUGAAGGCUUCUGACAAGAUCAAUGCUAAGGAGCAUAGUUUCAACAUGGCUGAGCACAAAGGCAAAGGAAAGGCACACGUCCGUUCUCCUGCAAAGCCUUCCAAAACUGCUGCAGCACUGAAGGCUUCUGGGAAAAACUUCAAGAACAAAGGCAUUGAAAUCAAUGCGAAUGUGGAGAAAUUCAAGGGGAAAUGUCACUACUGCAACAAAGUGGGACACAAGACUGCUGAGUGUCGCAGGAAGAUCAAGGAUGAGAAGGCUCAGGCGAAUCUCACUGAAGAGGAUCUGGUUGCAAUGGUGACUGAGGUCAACAUGGUUGAAGGCAACAACCCCAGGGAAUGGUGGUAUGACACAGGAGCAACCACCCACAUUUGCACCGAUAGGGCGAUGUUCAGCACCUAUCAGAAAAGCAAGACUCAGGAGAAGCUGUUCAUGGGGAAUACUGCAGUCUCCAAGAUUGAAGGCCGCGGCGAUGUGGUUUUGAAGAUGACAUCUUGAUGUGAAGUCACUCUGAAAAAUGUGACGCAUGUGCCUGACAUGAGGAAGAACCUGGUCUUGGGAACCUUUCUCAGCAAGAAUGGAUUCGCCACAAGUCUUGAGGCGGAUAAGCUCGUGAUUAGGAAGAAUGGGAUGUAUUUGGAAAAGGGGUAUGUUAAGGAUGGACAUGUCAAGAUGAAUGUAAUGACAGUCCCUCCGAAAGUUGUAGCUCCAAAAGUUUCAACGAAUAAGAAGCCAAUUGCUUAUUUGGUUGAGUCUUUUAAUAUAUGGCAUGAAAGAUUAUGCCAUGUAAAUAAUAAAUCUAUACGAAGAUUAAUGAAUUUAAAUUUAAUUCCCAAAUUUAAAACAAGUAAACAAAAAUGUGGAGUAUGCGUACAGGCUAAACUCACAAAACCACCCUCACCUCGUGUUGAAAGAACUAAUAAACCUCUAGAUUUAAUUCACACUGAUUUAUUUGAUUUAAAAUACAUGCCAACUAGAGGUGGAAAAAGUACUUUGUGAACUUCAUAGACGACUGCACAAAAUAUUAUUAUGUUUAUCUUUUACAUAUAAAAGAUGAAAUCUUAGAAAAAUUCAAAGAAUUUAAACUCGAGGUCGAAAAUCAGUUUAAAACAACUAUUAAGGUAGUUAGAAGCGACAGAGGAGACGAGUAUGAUGGUCCAUUCAAUUCAUUUUGUAAGGAACAUGGAAUAAUCCAUCAAACUACAGCCCCUUAUUCACCAGAAUCUAAUGGAGUUGCUGAACGAAAAAAUCGAACUCUUAAAGAGAUGAUGAAUGCAAUGUUGCAGGAAUUUGGGUCACCCCAGAACAUGUGGGGGGAAGCGUUGCUUACCACUAAUUAUAUCCUCAACAAGAUUCCACACAAAAUAACUUGCAAAAUACCAUAUGAAUUAUGAAAGGUAAUUUACCUUCGUAUAAAUACCUCAAAGUGUGGGGGUGCUUGGCAAAAGUUGCGGUACCGCCACCAAAGAAGGUCACUAUUGGACCUAAAAUAGUGGAUUGCAUUUUAAUCGGAUAUGCACAUAACAGUACUACAUAUUGAUUUCUGGUACAUAAAUCUGAAAUAUCAGACAUCCAUAAAGAUUCAGUCACGGAGUCUAGAAAUGCAUCUUUCUUCGAAAAUAUUUUUCCAUACAAGGAAAAACAAAAUUCAAAACGAACUCGAGAAGAAAGAGACAACGACAAUGACUCAAAAAUUGAGACAAACGUUGAAGUUUCUAUAAAUGAUAUUUCAGAAAAUGAAGAAAAAGAUGAACCUCGGAGAAGCAAAAGAGCUCGAAAAGAGAAAUCUUUUGGUGAUGAUUUCCUAAUGGCAUUUCUAGUAGAAAAUGUUCCAAAAACUUUGGCAGAAGCUAUGGCUUCACCCGAAGCUCCGUUUUGGAACGAAGCUGUCAAAAGUGAAUUCGAUUCUAUCAUGCAAAAUCAUACAUGGUACGUAACGGAUUUAUCAUGGCUGCAAAGCAUUAGGUAAUAGAUGGAUAAUGACACGAAAACCUGGUGGAAAAUAUAAAGCUAGGCUUGUAGUUCAAGGGUUCUGACAAAAGGAAGGCUUUGACUAUUUUGGUACAUAUUCCCCAGUAACCAGAAUAACAUCUUUAAGGUCGAUGAUAGCUAUCGCAGCCUUAAGAGACUUAGAAAUCCAUCAAAUGGAUGUAAAAAUAGCUUUUCUAAAUGGUGAUUUAGAAGAAGAAAUUUAUAUGAAACAACCUCAGGGUCAUGUCAUUCCUGAAUGGGAUUGUAGAAUUUGGUUCAGUAAAAGCUUCGACACAGACAUGUUUAUAUAGUUGGAGAAAGAGAGGAAGUUGGAAUUAUCAAGAGUGGUGAAACAGAAGAACAUGCAGAAAGUUAAAGCGAUGAAGAAUUUGAAGAGACAGAGGAGAAGGCUUGCCACAAAAAUAAUUUUUUGAGAAAUAGGUUUGACGUGCCAAAACAACUCUAUCUUAUUGGCUGAUUUUUUGGGCUGGCGUGGAUAGCCUCAAUGGUCUAGUUCAACCAAAUAUUGGGAUCAUUUUAAUUAUAACUUUUAUAAUUGAUUUUUUGUCUAUUAAAUAAUUUUUAAUCAGUUAUUUUUUUCGUCUAUUGGUAAAUCAGUAGAAAAAUGACCUGCAAACACAAUAAUUUUCAAAUGUUAUAUUAGUUUUACAAAAAUUUUAACAUGCUUGCAACCGCAACCAUCUGUCUUUACAAACUUCGCAUACGCAACUGCUGGCGUUUGAACCAGGUCUUAAAUGGUGAUCUUAAUUAAUAUCUUUCAAAGUUUAAAAUUUAACGAUUUGUAAAGUAUUAGUUUCUAUAGAUUAAUGAGAGUCUAGGCAUUAACAAAAAAAAUGUUUAUUUUGUAUUAUAUUAGA